Molecule: messenger RNA, 851 nt
Organism: Vitis riparia (riverbank grape)
Lineage: Eukaryota; Viridiplantae; Streptophyta; Magnoliopsida; Vitales; Vitaceae
Product: heat stress transcription factor B-2a-like
Exons: 2
Coding region: 82-684 (200 amino acids)
Biological process (GO): regulation of transcription by RNA polymerase II
Cellular component (GO): nucleus
Molecular function (GO): DNA-binding transcription factor activity; RNA polymerase II cis-regulatory region sequence-specific DNA binding
Source: RefSeq, a predicted model, not a curated record
AUGGAAAGGGGGGACUAGGAGUUUCCCAGAUGGCGGUAUAAGUAGGAGGGUGUGGGAUAAGGAACCAUUUGGGCAACGAGUAUGGCUGAAGAAUUGAGGCAUAGUCCAGGAGGCAAGUCUGGGACGAGGACAAAGUCCCCUGCUCCUUUCCUGUUGAAGACCUACGAUCUGUUGGAAGGAGUUAUAGAUACGAGUAAUGGGGAUGGGGGGCAGAGAAUCGUGUCUUGGAAUGCAGAUGGAACAGGGUUUGUGGUAUGGUCCCCUGAUGAAUUUUCAGAGAUCAUGCUGCCUAGAUACUUCAAGCACAACAACUUCUCCAGCUUCGUUCGCCAACUCAAUACUUAUGGAUUCAAGAAGAUAGCUUCCAAGAGAUGGGAAUUCCAGCAUGACAAGUUCCAGAGGGGAUGCAGGGACAUGCUUGCAGAGAUAACCCGGAAGAAGUGUGAGCCCAGCAUCUUCCCACCAUUCCUAAAGGCUUCCAAAGACAACACAGCAUCUUCUGCAGACCAAAAAAGCAAUUGCCUGUCACUCAUGGAGGAGAAUGAGAGCCUAAGAAGGCAAAAUUUGGAUUUGCAAAUGCAGAUAUCCCAGCUCAAAGCUCUGGAAAUGAAGCUCAUGGAUUGUCUUAAUGUCUCAAUUCAUGGGCACCACCACCCUCACAACAAACUUAGGAGGCUCUUCUAAUUUCUAACUCUCAAAUUGUGAAAGAAAUUGAGUGAUGCUGCUUCAAUGUAUUGGACUUGGACAUGAAAUCAAACUUUUGUAUCAACAUUUUCUUUGCCAACUCUCACAAACUGUCAUGACAUAGUAAUGGUGAAUGACUGCAAAUGAAAACACUGAUUUUUUCUUUC